UGCCCCUCUGGGUUCGGUUUCGUUUCCUCGGCUGCCUCUCUCGGAGCGCGGGUACAGCAGUCGCGUCCCGACCCCUUGGAGCGCCAUGGCGGAGCUGUGCCCUCUGGCCGAGGAGCUGUCGUGCUCCAUCUGCCUGGAGCCCUUCAAGGAGCCGGUCACCACUCCGUGCGGCCACAACUUCUGCGGGUCGUGCCUGAACGAGACGUGGGCAGUCCUGGGCUCGCCGUACUUGUGUCCUCAGUGCCGUGCCGUCUACCACGCGCGACCGCAGCUGCACAAGAACACGGUGCUGUGCAACGUGGUGGAGCAGUUCCUGCAGGCCGACCUGGCCCGGGAGACACCUGCCACCGACGGCUGGACGCCGCCCGCCCGCGCCUCCGCACCCAGCGCAGGCACCGAGGUGGCCUGCGACCACUGCCUGAAGGAGGCCGCCGUGAAGACGUGCCUGGUGUGCAUGGCCUCCUUCUGCCAGAAGCACCUGCAGCCGCACUUCGAGAGCCCCACCUUCCAGGACCACCCGCUGCAGUCGCCCAUUCGCGACCUGCUGCGCCGCAAAUGUCCCCAGCACAACCGGCUGAGGGAAUUUUUCUGCCCUGAGCACAGUGAGUGCAUCUGCCACAUCUGCCUGGUGGAGCAUAAGGCCUGCUCUCCCGCGUCCUUCAGCCAGGCCAGCGCCGACCUGGAGGCCACCCUGAGGCACAAAGUGAGUGUCAUGUACAGUCAGAUCAACGGGGCGUCGAGAGCGCUGGAUGAUGUGAGGGCCAGGCAGCAGGAUAUUCGGAUGACUGCAAACAAAAAGGUGGAGCAGCUACGACACGAAUACAUGGAAAUGAAGGCUCUCCUGGAUGCCUCAGAGACCACCUUGACAUGGAAGAUAAAGGAGGAGGAGAAGAGGGUCAACACCAAGUUGGACAGCAUUUAUCAGAUUCUCCUCAAGAAGAAGAGUGAGAUUCAGACACUGAAGGAGGAGAUUGAACGGGGCCUGACCAAGGGGGAUGAGUUCGAGUUUCUGGAGAAAGCAUCCAAGCUGCGAGGAAUCUCAACAAAGCCAGUCUACGUCCCCAAGGUGGAACUGAACCACGAGCUGAUAAAAGGCAUCCAGCAGAGCACCUUAGACCUCAAAACCGAGUUGAAGCGGUGCAUCAGGCAGCUCCAGGAGCCCACCACCAGCUCAGGUGAGCCUGGAGAGCAUGACUCAGCGUCCACAUACAAAUCUGCACGCCCUGGGAAGAAGACCCCAAGUAAGUAUCACCUUCCUCUGAAACCUCCUCCCUCGAAACCUUCCUCGGGACUGACAGUGGAAUUAGAACGAGACAGCUCGGAGGCUGCAGCCGCUGGAGCCAAAGGUGCCAGCUCACAGCCGAACGCAGCAUCUCUCAAGGCCAAGGUGCUGGAGACCUUCCUGGCCAAGUCCAGACCUGAGCUCCUGGAGUAUUACGUUAAAGUCAUCCUGGACUACAACACUGCCCACAAAAAGGUGGCUCUGUCACAGAACUAUACAGUAGCUUCUGUGGCUGAGAUGCCUCAGAACUACCGGCCGCAUCCCCAGAGGUUCACUUACUGCUCUCAGGUGCUGGGCCUGCACUGCUACAAGAAGGGGAUCCACUACUGGGAGGUGGAGCUGCAGAAGAACAACUUCUGUGGGGUAGGCAUCUGCUAUGGCAGCAUGGACCGGCAGGGCCCCGAGAGCAGGCUCGGCCGCAACAGCGCCUCCUGGUGCGUGGAGUGGUUCAACACCAAGAUCUCUGCCUGGCACAACAACGUGGAGAAAACCCUGCCCUCUACCAAGGCCACACGGGUGGGCGUGCUUCUCAACUGUGACCACGGCUUUGUCAUCUUCUUCGCUGUUGCUGACAAGGUCCACCUGAUGUAUAAGUUCAAGGUGGACUUUACUGAGGCUUUGUACCCGGCUUUCUGGGUGUUCUCCGCUGGUGCCACGCUUUCCAUCUGCUCCCCCAAGUAGGCAGGCCAUGGACACUUGGACUGACUGCCUGCAGAGGUCCCAAGACCCUAGUGAAAAUCCAGCAGGCAGAACUCUCCUUGGAGAAUUCCCCAAGAGGCCCUAAGGAUUGGGAGCAUGGGGCGGGGCAGGUAGGAGGGUGGGAGAUGGCAUUUAGCCAGGGAAAAGGGGUGGAGGUGAUUGUGUUGUGGGCAAGGAGGCAUUUCCACCCCCUGGUGCCUAUCAGGGCAGGGUGACCUGCUUCCCAUUGUUCUGGGAAAUCUCCAGGCUGCUGGGCAGCUGGGCAGAGCUCUGGGGAGUGAAGUCAUGAGUGCCCAAUUCCUCUUAGAAAAAAUCCAUAGCUACUGUACGUUCUGUCUUGGGCCACUUGGAUCUGAAGGCUGCCCCUUUGCUCUCUAGGGUAGCCUUCAGAUCUUGGUGUUUUGAUUACUUACCAUAGAUGUUUUUAAAAUUACAAAGUUAUUGAAUUUGGUUGAAUUACACAACCUCCGUUACCCGCAUGUUGGGGCUCGAUCUCCUGGUUAUUAGCUGUGCUUGAGGAAACACCCACAGCAAUCUCUACCCAGAAUACAGUUUCCUAAAGAAGCAUGCCCUCUUUCUCCACUGGAAAAUAGUGCUGUUCCCUUUCUACCCUGCUCACCCAUCACUCCCCAUUGAUGGUUUUCAAACAGGAAACUUUUCAACUAAAGCUUCAAACCAUGACUGGAAUGAGCCUGUGUUGGAUUUGUGAUUCAAGGUCAGGUGACCCCAGUCCAGUUUGGAUGGAAAUCCUUCCCAAGUGUCAUGAGAAGCAUCUUGGCAGAGAUGCUUUGGUGGCAGCCAUGAGCUUUGCUGGAGGCCUUGCUUCCCAUAGCCUUGGCUGCAGGGCAAGGAACUCUGCCAGGCAAGGGGGACACUGCCCUGGGUCAACAGAAGCCUGGUGGGUUUGCUCAUGUUAGAGUGUCCUGCUUUCUUACUGACAACUCUUGGCGAUAGCUCCUCUCCCCUGGAUUGUGAGAUACGGAAUGACAGUGCAGGUUAUCACUGAAGCUGGCACAGCCAGCCAGCUAAGCUGGAUCUCUGAAGCCUGCUAUCAUGGAGAUAGACUGCCUCAGGGACCACACUAGACCACUUACUGGGGUGGCAACCUAGCACCAAAAGGGUCUUUUAGCAAACCUCCUGGGGAACAGGAACAUUGCUGUUUAUCCCUGGCCACAGGCUGCAGACCCAGCACUGGCCCUCGCAUGAGUCAGAGCCUGGGGCUGGCCCUGCCCCCUUCUGCUGCCUUCCUCCUUUGAGCCAGUUCUAUAAACUCACAUUGAUCAGGGAGGGAAUGAGUUAAAGAGGGUUACACAAGUGGCUAUUUUCCCUGCAGUGUUUCUGUGCAGUGAAAAUAACCCAGUCCACUAAGGGGCAGGAGUGAGUGGAUUGCUGGAUUUUCCCCAAGCUCCUUAUAGCCGGAUGUUGUCAGGAUGUUAAGUGUGAGGAACUUAACCUCUUAUAAUGAAAUGAGUUCAGCUCUGGGCUUUGCUUAGAGGAGAGCUCCCGUCAGGCUUCUUAUAAUAUGAAAAGAGGUUACCAGGGGAAGUAGAGACCCCAGACCUUUUCAUAUGGAUAUUUGAGAAUGUAGUGCAUCUCAGGCCUCAUGCUGGAAUUCUACGGCACUCUAGGCAGGGCAGAGCACUUGAUAUUCCGGACAGGUACACACCUGACAUGCAGGUACAUACCUGAUCGGUGUCAUCUCCCAACAAGGAUUUUCACUUCAUUGGGAGAGCAGUAGUCUUUGUAGGGAAGACAUCCCUGCAAUAGGUAUUAUGUGGUCCUUAGAAGUUUUCUUCCUUACUACUUGGAUGAAAAGUUCUUUGGUGAUUCUUCUCUGCUUUUGAAGAUGAUCAAAAGCAUUUUCAUUGAUUCUCUGAAACGAAAGCCUUGUCUGAAACCAAUUAAUACUUGGGAAACAGCUAGGCUUAGAGGUGUAGAAUGCCAGAGAUUAAUCCAUGGCUCCUGCUCUGGCUCUCUUCUGCAGAAAUGGGGACAGUAGGGAGGCUCCUUCCCUGGCAAAUGUGCAGCUCAGGGUAGGGAAGCAUGAGUCCCUCUGUUUAUAAGAGGGUCAAGUAGGUAACCAAAGCCGAGCUCUGUGCAAGGUGCUUUGGAGUUGUAAAUUGAGGAGUGCAUCCUUGCUGUCUUUAACCAUUCUGUUUGUAAUGGUAAGACCUUACAUAAGCUAGCCUUGCAGGGCCACCACACAACCCUGGAGUCCUAGAGUUGGAAGAACCUUUGUGUCCAUCUGAUUUCUCAUUUUGUAGAAUAUGAUGAGAAAGUAGAGGGUCACUCUGUUCACCACUCUUUCUGUUCCAUUAGGGAGGAGAAGCCUGGUAGCAUGUGUGAGGGGAACACUCUUCUGGUAUGCUGGGAAGUAUCAGAAAUUCCCAGAAACACAAACACAAAAUACUAUCCUAGACCCAGCUACUGGGGACUGUCCCAGUCAGUGUGGUAUGAUAAACAAAAGGUUAGGAUCAAGUCUGUAUUUUUCAAGAUGCGAUGGCUGAUUAUUCCUGUUUUAAAUACUCUGAAAUCGAUCUGCGAUCAAUAAUACUAAUAUGUUAUCUUUGACCAUUUUCUGCCUCUCACUAUUGAUUUUAAUUAAUUAGGAGUAUUUGAACUGUUAUUUCUUGAGAUUAAUUUUUUUAGAGUUAACUCUUUAAGGAGAUAAUCAUGGCUGUAGACAAGAUCAGGGCUGGCUGACGUGCCUUAGAAGCUUUGAACGCUAUAAAGCAGUGUUUGGCGUUCUCUCCCGCAUUGCAGUGUGGGUAGAAAGUGCGGUUUGUUCGUCAUGCUGUUGUCAACAAAUGAGCUGUCCACUACAGAUGGCUACUGCCCAGGAACCUGUCCAGGCCCCACCCAGGGGCUCCCAAGGGUUGAGAUUUCAGCAGACCUGUAGCCAGCAUACUUAGUCUUACCCUGGGUAGAGCUCCUCUUCAGGAAGCUUUUGAUAAGGAAUUCUCAGACUGAUAGGAUGUCCGUCUGGAUUUUGCUGCGGGAUAAUCUAACCGUGGGGGUUAAGGGAAAGGGGGUGGGUAUCAAUGAAAGAGUAAUCCACAAAUGGAUAAUCAGUUACUAGAGACGGAGGUGGGAGGGUUCAUUAUAUUAUUCAUUCCACUGUGGUAUAUGUUUGAAAAUGUCUAUAAUAAAAAGCUUCAAAAAAAGAAACAAAAAUAGUUCAGGCCAGCAA
Molecule: messenger RNA, 5171 nt
Organism: Sapajus apella (tufted capuchin)
Lineage: Eukaryota; Metazoa; Chordata; Mammalia; Primates; Cebidae
Gene: TRIM25
Product: tripartite motif containing 25
Exons: 10
Coding region: 86-1963 (625 amino acids)
Molecular function (GO): protein binding
Source: RefSeq, a predicted model, not a curated record